Molecule: messenger RNA, 808 nt
Organism: Medicago truncatula (barrel medic)
Lineage: Eukaryota; Viridiplantae; Streptophyta; Magnoliopsida; Fabales; Fabaceae
Exons: 1
Coding region: 79-630 (183 amino acids)
Source: RefSeq, a predicted model, not a curated record
UAAAUAAUAUACAAACAUACCUAACCUAAUUUCCCUAACCUUAUAGCGUGGAACAUAAUUUUCCCACACAUUCAUUUCAUGGCUUCCAAGCUCUCAUUUCUAAACUCUCUCACUCAAAGAAAGAAACAAAAUAAUGCUAUUAAAGAUGAUCACAUCAAUGAAGACAUAGCCAUAGUGAAAGCAGCUGCAUGGGCAUGGCAUCAACGUGGUUCUGGAUCAUGUAAUGAAGGAGAAGCUAAUUCAAGUAAUUUUUAUGUUACAAGGAGUAAUAUUCAUCGUGAACCAAGACCUUCUCGUUACAAAUUAGAAGCAAUGAGAUCAAUGGAAAAGGAAGAAAUUCACAAGAAGGAGAAAUCUCUACUUGAUGCAUAUGAAGUUCAAAGCAUUUCAAGGCACUUGAAUCGACUUAUAGAGUCUAAUAAACUUGUUAAUAGCACCGACAAUAUUGCUAGUACAAGUGUAGAUGAUGGUGUUAAAAGGACAAAGAAGAAGAAGAUAAGGAAAGGGUUUUUCCACAAGCAUGGUGUUGUAUGUGGAAGAUUGGGAGAUGUGGUUGAUCCAACUAGUGUUUCGAGGGAUGGUCGUCGACAAUUAGCUAAGAGUGUACCUUCUGCUAAGGGUUAUAAAUAAAGGUUCACAAUCGCAAUCUAGAUCACAAUAUAACAAUUUUUAUGUUGCCAAAAUUGUAAAACAAUGUGAUUGAAGUUGCAUCCACCGUAUUUCACUUUGAUUUUCACAUAUCAAAGAUUAUAAGGGGAUCGCAACCAUUAAUAUGCCCGGUAUUUAAAAUCCUUGAUCUUUUUUCUAA